UUUUAUUAUGUGUUCAUGUGAUGACUUUUGGCUGUAGAUAUCAUUGUAGGCUUAUGCUUCUUCAAUUUCAUCUCAUCGAUGAGCGUCAUCGUCUUUAGAAAGCAGUUAUUUUGGAUGUACGAAACAUUUUGUUGCUUUAAGACCUUAAAAGUCUCAAUUUGGUCUCUCAGAUGAGAUUAAAACUGAAACUUAAGGAAACUGCAGUGAUGCUGAAUGACGCUCUCGCUGUGCGCAAAUGUGCUGACGCCACCUGUGGUCUCUUAAAUCGAUUGAUUCAGAAAGAUUUAGGCACUUUGACCAGGAGAGAGUUCAGGUUGCACAACAGCCGUGUCGCUCGCGCUUUCUAACCACGAGACAAGAGAAGUUUUGAUCGCACAUUGUGUGUAGCCCACUGUAUAAUCGUGCGUGACGUGAAAGUUGAGAGUUUAAAUGGUGCUCCGAAAGUUACCCGGUGUCUCAGCAUCGGGCAUGGGGCUUCGUCUGUCUCAGAAAUUCGUCUUUCUGCUGUUCCUGUCAGGGUUGGUAACUCUGUGCUUCGGGGCUCUUUUCUUUCUACCCGACUCCGUGCGUCUGAAGCGCAUCUUCCUCUCCAAGAACGAGAGUCCCGCGGUGACCGUAGGCUCCGACAAUGAGCUUUCCAAAAAGGUGCCCGUGGAUCAAGAGCAUCAGCGGACGGGUUUAAAAGGGGUUGAGGCGAAUGUCAAACCGAAAGUGAGCCGCAAGCCCUCGGUCACCCAUGGAGCGAGAACUGUGGAGAGAUCUGUUGGGAGUAGAGCGCAGGACGAGUGGAGUCCGGCGAGGGCGCACGAACCGCCGGCCAGGGACGAGCGGGUCACCUCGGCCGCUCUUAACGCCCAACACGGCACCACUUUCAGCCACGAGACGUUUAAAAAGUGCCUGCUGAAACCAGCUUUGGGGAAGGACCAGGGAAAUCCAUCUGAUUCCGAGACGCUUCAGCGGAGGGAGAAAGUCAAAGAGAUGAUGAAGUUUGCCUGG
Molecule: messenger RNA, 996 nt
Organism: Rhinichthys klamathensis goyatoka
Lineage: Eukaryota; Metazoa; Chordata; Actinopteri; Cypriniformes; Leuciscidae
Product: mannosyl-oligosaccharide 1,2-alpha-mannosidase IC-like
Exons: 2
Source: RefSeq, a predicted model, not a curated record